Messenger RNA from Mercurialis annua (annual mercury), 489 nucleotides. RefSeq lists its product as uncharacterized. NCBI's taxonomy places the organism in Eukaryota, Viridiplantae, Streptophyta, Magnoliopsida, Malpighiales, Euphorbiaceae. The coding region runs from base 23 to 382 and encodes 119 amino acids. The transcript has 2 exons. The record is from RefSeq and is a predicted model, not a curated record.
UUCAAAGUUGUACAAUGUGGAGAUGGCUCAGAUUGGUGCGGUCGACGGCUGGCAGGGUUUUCCUAUGACUUGCAUGCUUCCUUUGACGUUGCUCGAGCCAGCCACUGUUCUUGCUGGAGCUUGCCAUCCCGCGUACUUGGAGUGGUACGCACGAUUUUCCCACCCGCAGGUCCUUAGCUCUGACGUUACAGCUUCACGAGGCCGUCCUUCUCGCUCCAACAUUGAUUAUUGGGUAAAUCGUUUCAGUUCCCUGAGCCAGAGAAAUCUCACGCGUAUCACUGCGGCUAGUGCGCCGUUUGCCAUUCCGGAGAUAGAUCAUAGCAUAUCUGAGUCGACCACUGACUUGGAGCGACUCAUUGCAGACUGGCGGCUGGCAGAUUGAGAUUAUUGUUUUUAGUACUCUAUUAUAUUAUGGUUUUUUUUAUUUUGUUUGUUGUACUACAUAUUAAGUGAUGUUUUUUAGUACUCUAUUAUGUUAUGUUUUUUUUU